AUGCCCCGCGGCGAGUGGGAGCAGUGGCGGCGGCGGCGAAAUGCCCCGCGGCGAGUGGGAGCAGUGGCGGCGGCGGCGAAAUGCCCCGCGGCGAGUGGAGUAGUGGCGGCGGAGGCGAAAUGCCCCGCGGCGAGUGGGAGCAGUGGCGGCGGAGGCGAAAUGCCCCGCGGCGAGUGGGAGCAGUGGCGGCGGCGGCGAAAUGCCCCGCGGCGAGUGGGAGCAGAGGCGGCGGCGGCGAAAUGCCCCGCGGCGAGUGGGAGCAGUGGCGGCGGCGGCGAAAUGCCCCGCGGCGAGUGGAGUAGUGGCGGCGGAGGCGAAAUGCCCCGCGGCGAGUGGGAGCAGUGGCGGCGGCGGCGAAAUGCCCCGCGGCGAGUGGGAGCAGUGGCGGCGGCGGCGAAAUGCCCCGCGGCGAGUGGGAACAGUGGCGGCGGCGGCGAAAUGCCCCGCGUCGAGAGAAGCAGCGGCGGCGGCGGCGAAAUGCCCCGCAAGGAAGAAAAGCGGGACACGAUGGGGCGCAUUCUAGCGAGGGGGCACAGCCGGGUGCCGGUGUAUCGGGGCCAUCCCAGCAACAUCAUUGGCGUGCUGCUCACCAAGACGCUGCUACUGCGGUUGCACAGCCGACUCCUGACAUGUCUGGGCAGGUCCCCCCUCCCCCACUUGGCCCCUUUCCCCAGCUGGUGUCUCAAGAACCUUGCUUGCCCCCUCCUUCUGGUGCUGUGUGCCUGGCAGGGACACGAUGGGGCGUAUCUUGGCGAGGGGGCACAGCAGGGUGCCGGUGUAUCGCGGCUAUCCCAGCAACAUCGUUGGCGUGCUGCUCACCAAGACGCUGCUACUGCGGUUGCACAGCCGACUCCUGACAUGUCUGGGCAGGGACACGAUGGGGCGUAUCUUGGCGAGGGGGCACAGCAGGGUGCCGGUGUAUCGCGGCUAUCCCAGCAACAUCGUUGGCGUGCUUCUCACCAAGACGCUGCUACUGCGGUUGCACAGCCGACUCCUGACAUGUCUGGGCAGGGACACGAUGGGGCGUAUCUUGGCGAGGGGGCACAGCAGGGUGCCGGUGUAUCGGGGCCAUCCCAGCAACAUCGUUGGCGUGCUGCUCACCAAGACCCUGCUCACCGUUCGCCCCGAGGACGAGACCCCCGUCUCCUCCAUCUCCAUCCGCCGCGUCCCCAGGUAGGCCUUUUGAGGCACCUCAAACAUAAUCCCAGCAACAUUGUUGGAGUGCUGCUCACCAAGACGCUGCUCACCGUGCCCCCCGAAGACGAGACCCCUGUCUCCUCCAUCUCCAUCCGCCGCGUCCCCAGGAUGGCAGCGAGCUUGCCGCUGUACAGUGUGCUGAACGAGUUCCAGAAGGGCAGCUGCCACAUGGCCGUGGUCGUCAAGAAGAAGACUCCGCCCCCUCCCACCCACACUUCCCUUGCUGCUGCUGCCGCCGCCGCUGCUGCCGCUGCUGGUGCUGCUGCUGCUGGUGGCAGUGGCAUGGGGGGAGUGCAAGGGGGUGCAGCGGGGCAGGCAGAUGUGCUGACGAUAAGCAUGCCCACGAGCACAUCGGAGUCCUCCCAGCACGCGCUCUUCAACGAUCCCACCUACUGCGAGACGCACAGCCAGGGGGGCGACAGCCGCCGCACCUCCGAAGACCUGCACGAACAUUCCUAUGCCUAUGGGGGCGGGGGUGGAGCGGGUGGCUAUGGGGGUGGGUACGGCUAUGGGAGUGGGAAUGGGUAUGGGUAUGGGAGUGAGACUGGUAGUGGACGGAGACAGGGCAAUUACCAGCAGGAGCCUAGGACUCCUCCCCCUCAGGGGCAAGCACAAGGCACUGUGUUCCGAGGAGCUUCCACUGGAGAUUCGCCUCUGCAACGGUCCCUCACUCCCCCUCCUGGUCAUUACCAUCAGCAUCCGAAUGAGUAUCAGCAUCAGCAGCAGCAGCAUUAUCGGUUUGAGCGCCCCAGAACGCCCCCGCCAGUGCUGCUGGCGGCAGAGACAGCUGCUCUGGCGACUGGAGGGUCCUCUGCUGCUGCUGCGUUCGCUGCUGCUGCUGCCAGUGCGGGAUUCGAGCACACACAUGGGGGCGCCGGUGCUCCUGGUGCUGGUGCUGGGUUUGAGCAUACCCAUGCGCCUGCUCGGGGGGAGCAGGAGCGGCAGCAGGAGGGGCAGCAGGGGGGGCAGCAGGAGGGGCAGUAUGGGGAGCAGCAGGAGGGGGGCCAGGGGUUGCAGCAGCGGGGGGAGCGGGGGAGGAGGAGAGUAUAG
Closterium sp. Naga37s-1 is the source of this 2247-nucleotide messenger RNA. The record is from the annotation of a GenBank genome assembly. NCBI's taxonomy places the organism in Eukaryota, Viridiplantae, Streptophyta, Zygnematophyceae, Desmidiales, Closteriaceae.